AUGCGCUCCCUGGACGCGGCGCCGGCCCCAGCCCUGCCGUGCCCGGGUCGGUCCCUCUUGCUGAUGCCGCUGCCUGGAAAUCCGGAUGCUUUGGCCAUCCCCGUGCUCAGCUCGACGGCAUCUGUUCCUGCUGAGUUCCAGCUGGGCUGCUGGAAGCAGGGGCAGGAUGAAGCAGGGGAGAGGACCCAAAUAGUGAAUGAAGAGAAAAAUGCAGUCAGACAAGAAUUUAACUUUGAAAAGGCUCGCCUGGAAGUGCACAAGUUUGGAAUCACUGGCUACAAGAAGCAAGAGCAACGUGCUUGGGAACGGGAGCGCGCUAUCAUGCUGGGCGCCAAGCCCCCCAAAAAGGCAUGUGUGAACUACAGGACUUACCAAGAGAAACUGAAAGAGAAAAAAGCAGCGAAGGAUGCUAAUAAGGAAAAGGAGCAUAAAGGUGAUUCUCUGAAGAAGAAGAAGAAGCAGAAAGAGCAGAAGGAGAGGAAGGCCAAAAGGAAGAAAUCAGUGCCUAGCAUUUGGCCUGCAGGACAGGUUGGAAAAUUCAGAAAUGGGACCUUGAUUCUGCAAAGCCGUGACAUAAAGAAAAUUAAAUCAUCUAAAGUUAGCAAAUGAACUUCAUGAUACAGAGUGAAAUGGACAAUAUGCAUAAGAGAAUUCACAUUGCUACCAACACAGACUUCUGGGGCCUUUUGCCUGUCCACCAUAUCCUAAUAUUUUAAUCUUAUUUGUUGUUGCAGGAUUUUUGUGUACCAUUCUGCCUUGGGAUGAAUAUUAGAAUUUACCAUUUUAUAAAUAAAAAGCAGAGUUCUUAUUAAGAAGGUUAUAAGGGCUAUUUUUAUUUUUACUGGUUUUGUCGAAUCGGCUUCUUUGCUGUAAGUAAAAUACUAGUUUGAUUAAUAAAUUAAUGGAUUAAUAUAUAUAUAUAUAUAGCUUUAAUUUCAUAUGGAAAGAAUAUAGAAAAAGCAAUAUUUUACUCACUCUGAACCAGAUAAAAAGCAGAAGGGGGUGUUUCUGGAGCUAUGUAGGAAGAGAAGGGGUGUGCAGAGUUUGGUUGCUAAAUGCUGUUAUCACAUUUCAUAAUUGCAUAAUUUGAUUUCUUCUUACUCAGUAUUGGUUGCAAAUUCAAACUGGAAUUAAGAUUCCUGUCUGGUUACAGACUUAAUGACUUAUUUGACAUUAGAGAAAUGUCAAAUCAUGAUGGCGUGUUAAGGUGUAACCACUAAGAAGAAUUUAGUACAGAGCAUCAAGACUUGUUGAGGCAACAGAUGGGCUUUGGAUGUUGUAGGAUAACCUGUAUUUUGCAGCUCCUGGUUAAUCCUUGGGUUUAGUUUUUACUGCUCACUUCUUGAUAAAGUUUUGUUCAGUUCACUCUGCAUAUAGUAUGAGACUUCAUGUUCUCCAUCAGCUUCAGUAAGUUAAAAUGUUCACUUUCCACCUCCACAGCUCCCAAAAGCUUUUUGGGAGUGAAACUUGGUCAGAAUGGAGUGUAUUUUUUGCAGUCGAGCUUGUAAGAUCUAUAAAAAGUUGAAAAAAAUGAGUUCUUAAACUAAAAUGUUGAAAAUAGAAAUGUCAGGUUGACAGUGGAACGUGAAAGUUUUUGGGGGACGGAAAUGAAAAGUUUAUUCAAAGUUUUGCAUUUUCACACUUGUUUAAUGUGUGUAUGAUCUAUGUAAGGCUUCUGUUACAUGGAAAUUUUUCAUAUUAUGUCUCCAAGGCAUUUUGAGCUGGGCACGCUACAUUCUUUUGGAAUGCUGUGCUCAGGUGAACACGGUACUUUCAGUCCUGUUUUGUUACUAGAUGCAUCAACAACACUGGCAAACGAGACUGUUGAGAACCUGUUGCACCUACUGUUUCUUCAGGCUGGUGUGUGUUGGUGACAGAGAGUAUGCAAGUAUACCAACAGCAAGCUGUGUUGGUUUUGGAGCAUGUGCUGAUACAUGAAAGCCAGUAUUAACUGAAAAACAUUGAUUAUGUAAAGAGGAGAGCAGGGCACAUCUUAUUUUCCCUCUGCAGUUGCAUAGAGGAAUGAGGUAUGAAGGAAGAAUUCAAGGAUUUCUCCUUAUCUGCUCUCUUUCUCACGCCUUUUCCUACUGCAGUUAUCUUUAUUCCCUGUUUCCCUAUGUGUUAAACCACAUGAGAUUAUCUUUUUUUCCCAGUCAAACCCUUUACCUUGAAGGAGUUGAUGACAAGUUGUGUUUUUUGCAGGAGGUAAAAAGAAAGGCUGUGAUUAAUGGUGUCUCCACACUGUAGUCUGUACUUUCUCCUGACUGUGUUGGCUGGGUUCCUGUUUCUUUGCCUGGCACUGCUGUCGCUGUGUCAGAAUGCUUUGUUCUGCCUUACUGACAGACACGUGUGAAGGUUGUGUAGCUCUGUGAGAACCUCUCUGCAGGGGCUGGGUGUGCUGCCUCUGAAGCACUGUUGAGUCCCUCUGCUCCCAUCUGCUUGAGAGGGGUGUGCAGCUCCAAGGCUAUCUGUCAUUUCAGACCAUCUCACAAAGUCUGUGUCUUCCCUGCCCUGACAAGCUUUCUCUGCCCAGUCUUUUACCCAAGGGGCUUUCCAAUGAGAACCUACUGGUGCUAUGGUUCUUUACAGCCUCUGCUUAUUCCAGUCUUAGAAACUUCUGGAGACGGGGUGAUUUCCCAAAGUGUCUAAGGUGUAUCCCAGGUGUUCUAUAACCAACAUGAGCCAGAGCUAGUGGAGUGGUGCUGAGAAAGAGAGGUGUUUCAUGCCACUGAAUCGGGGUAUGUCUGAAUUUGAGGCACAGAUGGUUGCUCUGAGGAGGGACACUCUUUGCUUUCUCCAUUUACUGGAUUAUUCUUGACUGUGGUAAGAAAGCAGUAUUAACAAUAGGAGAUAGGCAUGCAAACUGUAUGAAUGCCUCAUCAACGUAAUGGCAUAAUAUUUUGUAAUCAUAAUUUGUAAUAAUAAAUAGGGCACUGAUGCUGGAUUUGUUGGCAAUGUUAUAAGAAUUUAUUUAGAAACUGUAAAACAGCAUAAACUUAUAUGUCAGGUUCUCAAAAAGGGUAAUAAUAGUAAUAAUACACAAAGUUUUAGUUGGACCAAAAGACAAAAAGCAGUUUGUUUCUAAUUCAAAAAAUACAAACGUUUGCUACAGGUACAAAAUUAUAAAAAGUUUGUAUUUUCCUCUUGAUCUGGUGACAGACACAUAUAGCAGAGAUGUAUAUUUCACCAGCUCGAAAUUCAUAUAAGCUAUGGGAAAUGACAGUAAAGAAAAAAAAUGUUGUAGUUAAGAAAACAUAGAAACAACUUCUUGUCUUUCAUUUAACUGGAAUGGAAUACCAUUUUCUUAUUCCUUUGCAGUUUUUUUAGUUGCCAACAUUUAAAUUAGUGUUACUCAUGCUUCAUAUAACAAUCAGAAAUAACAGCAGGUUUACCUCAUGCAUUUAUUUUUAAUAUUCAUCACAUAAUGUCUUCUCACCAUGCUACCUAGGAAGGUUAGUGUUUUUAUUGACAACAUUUAAGGGAGGUGGAGGAUAAAGGAAUGCAAUCAGGAUCCAGGAAUAUUUCUAUCUACUGCUUCACAAGAAAAUGUUAGAAAUUCUCCAAUUAGCAUAAAAAAUAAUUUUUAAAUUAAUUCUGCUUGGAACUGUUUGCAAUAACAAAUGUAACAAAGAGGUUGUUUAACAGAAGGGGAAAAUGCUGCUGAGUGCCUCUGUCAGUGAAACACACAUCUGUCUCCUGUAUUGUGCAAAGAUGCAGGAGCCCCACACAUCUAGUCUCUGAGGUUUGCAUAUGGGCUUCUGCACCUGAGAAGACCAAGUGUGUCCUAUUAAUGAUGGAUUUGUGCUUCAGGCUGCUGCUCCAGCUGGCUGUGUGUGCAGUAGAGCUGGGCAGAGGAACCACCAGAAAUGUUGUCAGUAAAAACUAGAAGCAGCUCACUCUUUUUUCUUUAAAAAAAAAAAAAAAUUCAAAUAAAAGAACUCUCUAUCUUUGCCUGGUAA
Molecule: messenger RNA, 3959 nt
Organism: Cyanistes caeruleus (blue tit)
Lineage: Eukaryota; Metazoa; Chordata; Aves; Passeriformes; Paridae
Source: RefSeq, a predicted model, not a curated record